AUGACAGCAGAUAUGGAGAGUCAGAAUGACAUCGAUGACAGCGGUCUUCCAGGCCCAGGCGCUCCCACUCCGCUCUCAUCUUUGGAGGGAAUGGCUGGCUUGACAUCCAGAGAUAUCAAACUGUUUGUAGAUGCGGGUUAUCAUACUGUUGAAUCGAUUGCAUAUACGCCGAAACGUUUACUCGAACAAAUCAAGGGUAUUUCAGAGCAGAAAGCCACAAAGAUUCUCGUCGAGGCGGCAAAAUUGGUCCCGAUGGGCUUUACGACGGCCACCGAAAUGCACGCGCGACGAAGCGAACUCAUCUCAAUUACAACGGGGUCUAAGCAGCUUGAUACUCUGCUCGGGGGUGGCAUUGAGACGGGCUCAAUUACGGAGAUAUUCGGAGAGUUCAGAACAGGAAAAAGUCAGAUCUGCCAUACACUCGCGGUUACAUGCCAAUUACCUUUUGACAUGGGCGGUGGAGAAGGGAAGUGCCUAUACAUCGAUACAGAAGGGACAUUUCGACCAGUGCGCCUACUAGCCGUUGCCCAGCGGUACGGCCUUGUCGGCGAGGAGGUUCUGGAUAACGUGGCGUAUGCGCGAGCGUAUAACUCGGACCACCAGCUUCAGCUGCUUAACCAGGCGUCUCAGAUGAUGUGUGAGACCCGUUUCUCUCUCUUGGUCGUCGACUCGGCUACCUCACUGUACCGGACGGACUUCAACGGUCGCGGCGAGCUGUCGACCCGUCAGACGCACCUUGCCAAGUUCAUGCGUACCCUGCAGCGCCUGGCUGAUGAGUUUGGGAUUGCGGUCGUCAUCACGAAUCAGGUUGUUGCGCAGGUUGACGGUGGACCAAGUGCGAUGUUCAACCCUGAUCCUAAGAAGCCUAUCGGUGGAAAUAUCAUUGCCCACGCUAGCACGACAAGACUGAGUCUGAAGAAGGGCAGGGGUGAGACGCGAGUGUGCAAGAUAUAUGACAGCCCUUGUCUUCCGGAAAGUGAUUGUCUCUUCGCCAUCAAUGAGGAUGGUAUCGGGGACCCAAGCCCAAAGGACUUGGAGAAUGACUGA
Molecule: messenger RNA, 1047 nt
Organism: Aspergillus calidoustus
Lineage: Eukaryota; Fungi; Ascomycota; Eurotiomycetes; Eurotiales; Aspergillaceae
Source: the annotation of a GenBank genome assembly